Molecule: messenger RNA, 2261 nt
Organism: Rubroshorea leprosula
Lineage: Eukaryota; Viridiplantae; Streptophyta; Magnoliopsida; Malvales; Dipterocarpaceae
Source: the annotation of a GenBank genome assembly
GUUGAACUUCGAAGCCUACGGCAUUUCUCAACGAGAACAAGCAAACAAGGCGCUUUCAGUCCUUGCCUUGGUUCUAUACUCUCUGUUCUUUCUCCUUCAAACCCCCAUUCACUGACACUUCAGAAUCCCCAAACAGCCAAAUAAUAACGAAAUUUCCAAGUUUCCGAUCAGUUCUCUGUGUUUGGGAUGGGGAAGAAGAAGGUGAUGUUGCCGGCUGACCAAAUCGACUGGUCUAGCGUCGAAUACGAGCCUGAGGUGAUCCAAGCCCCGCAUUUGACCGGAUUGACGUUCAAGUUGUUUGUGAGGACAGUUGAAGCGCCGAUUAUCGGUUCUUUGAUCAUAUCAUACUUGAAGAAGCAGAAUAAGAUAGUUGAGAUGUUGCGGAACACUGUUAUACCAGAACCGCCAAUGUUUAAGCCUGAGUUUCCUCCGCAAGAAGCGGAACAAGGCGUUAUAGUUGUAGAUGAAGAUGGUAAACCUGAAGACCGGGUUGAAGCAGCUUUUAAGUGUCUUCCACAUUACGAUCCUGCUAGGUGCUGGAGUGGGGAUUCCAGUCCAUUCCGCUACUGGAAGAUUCGUGAUUAUGCCUAUGCCUAUCGGUCCAAGCUUACAACUCCUUCUGUGGUUGCAGAACACAUCAUCUCAGUUAUAGAGGAGUUUAACUAUCACAAGCCCCCAACACCAUUGUUGGUUUCUUUUAAUGCUGAGGAAAUAAGAAAGCAAGCUGCAGCUUCUACACGCAGGUUUGAGGAAGGAAAUCCACUGUCAAUCUUGGAUGGGAUUUUCAUUGCAAUCAAGGAUGACAUAGAUUGCUACCCACAUCCAUCAAAGGGAGCAACUACAUGGAUGCAUGAGGUUCGUUCUGUUGACAAGGAUGCAGUUUCUGUCUCAAGACUGCGAAGCUGUGGAGUGGUUUUUAUAGGAAAGGCAAAUAUGCAUGAGUUAGGCAUGGGUACAACUGGAAACAAUCCAAAUUAUGGAACAACAAGAAACCCUCAUGCACCUGAAAGGUAUACGGGUGGAUCCUCCUCAGGCCCAGCAGCACUUGUAGCUUCUGGAAUAUGUUCUGCUGCCCUUGGAACAGAUGGUGGAGGUUCUGUCCGCAUUCCUUCAUCUCUUUGUGGUGUAGUGGGCUUAAAGACAACUUAUGGACGGACAGAUAUGCGAGGGUCACUUUGUGAUUCGGGGACUGUGGAAAUCAUUGGACCAAUAGCGUCAUCUGUGGAAGAUGUCAUGCUGGUGUAUGCGGCAAUUUUGGGCUCCUCUCCUGCAGAUAGAAUCUGCCUUAAACCGUCUCCCCCUUGUUUGCCAAACUUAUCAUCACCUUGCUAUGAAAAUGCUCUGGGAUCAUUGCGACUGGGGAAAUACACAGCGUGGUUUAAUGAUGUAUUUUCGACUGAUAUCUCUGAUAAAUGUGAAGAUAUUCUUAGGAACCUGUCAAAAACCCAUGGGUGUGAAACUGUAGAGAUAGUAAUUCCUGAACUGCGUGAGAUGCGCACUGCUCAUAUUGUUUCAAUUGGAUCUGAGGUAGCAUGUUCGCUAAAUCCUGAUUGUGAUGAUGGGAAACAUGUGAGAUUAACAUAUGAUACUCGUACAAGUCUGGCACUUUUCCGAUCAUUCACUGCAUCAGAUUAUGUUGCUGCUCAAUGUCUUAGGCGAAGGUUAAUGCACUACCACAUGGAGAUUUUCAAGAGCGUUGAUGUCAUAGUGACCCCCACAACAGGCAUGACAGCACCAAAAAUUCCAGCCAGUGCUUUGAAGCUGGGGGAGACAAACAUGCAAGUCUCAGGCUAUCUCAUGCGGUUUGUUAUUGCUGGAAAUCUUCUUGGUCUUCCUGCCAUUUCUGUUCCUGUUGGCUAUGACAAACAAGGACUUCCAAUAGGUUUGCAACUGAUAGGCCGUCCAUGGGGCGAAGCUUCAAUUUUGCGUUUGGCUCAUGCGGUAGAGGAACUCUGUGCCGAGCCUAAGAAGAAGCCUGUGUCCUUCUACAAUGUAUUGAAGACGAACUAGAAAUGGUUUGGUGAAGAACUGGCAAAGUGUAUCUUGCCACAAUGCUGUUCGCUUGUUGAAAACUUAUUGUUAAUAUUCUUUGAGAAAAGAAAAGCGAAAACUGAUGGUGAAAUCAACUUUGUCAGGUGAAACUUUUAAAUUAUAGAGCGGUGUGAGAUAGGUGAGGGUUAUUUGCUGUUUUAUAAUCCACAUUAUGUAGAAUUAUUUGAACAUCUAUAUCUUCAAUUUCCAAAUAACAAGAAUCAGUUUUC